AACGAUGAGGAGGAAAUCCCCAAGGGUCCCGUCAAGACGGUCGACAAGACCCAGCCGCGCACCACCAAGCGCAACGUCGAGCCCGUAGCCCCUGCCGCCCCUGCUACCGCCAACACUGGUCGCCGAGGCCCCGGAGGCAACGAGGGAGCUUUCCGUGACAGAAACGCCGGUCACUCCGCCAACCAGCGAAGAACCACCGAGGAGGCUUCCCGCGGAGGUCCCCGAGGCGGUCGUGGUGCCCGUCAACGAGGUGGACGUGGUGGUGGCUACCCCCGCGACCGCGAUGACCGCCACGCUAGAGGUCUCCCUGGCUCCGAGAAGCAGGGUGCCCAAUCCUGGGGCGCCCAGGAGGGUGAGGCCGAGCAGAAGGAUGAGCAGGCCGGUGAGGCCAUUGCUCAGACUGAGCUGAAGGAGGCCGUUGUCGAGGAUGCUCAGGCUCCCGAGACCCCCGUCGAGCCCGAGGAGAAGAAGCUCUCCUACGAUGAGUACCUUGCCCAGCAGGCCGAGAAGAAGGCCGCUCUUGGCGGCGACCUCGAGGUUCGCAAGGCCAACGAGGGAACCAAGACCGACAAGAAGUGGUCCAACGCCAAGGCCCUUACCAAGGAGGAGGGUGAGGACUUCAUUGCCAGCAGCGGCGGCAAGACCAAGCGUGAGCGUGAGCGCAAGCAGAAGCAGACUCUCGACAUCGACCACACUUUCCAGGAGCAGAACCAAAACCGUGGCGACCGCCGUGCUCCCCGUGGUGACCGCGGCGGCGACCGUGGCGACCGUGGUGAGGGCCGUGGUCGUGGUGGUCAGCAGCGUGGUGGCCGCAACGAGAACGUCUCGCUGAACCCCACUGACGAGCGCGCUUUCCCCAGCCUUGGUGCUUAA
Molecule: messenger RNA, 873 nt
Organism: Truncatella angustata
Lineage: Eukaryota; Fungi; Ascomycota; Sordariomycetes; Amphisphaeriales; Sporocadaceae
Exons: 4
Cellular component (GO): nucleus; cytoplasm
Molecular function (GO): RNA binding
Source: RefSeq, a predicted model, not a curated record